Papilio xuthus (Asian swallowtail) is the source of this 970-nucleotide messenger RNA. RefSeq names its product protein FRA10AC1 homolog. Lineage: Eukaryota; Metazoa; Arthropoda; Insecta; Lepidoptera; Papilionidae. Bases 151 to 879 code for a protein of 242 amino acids. The record is from RefSeq and is a predicted model, not a curated record. The transcript is spliced from 5 exons. Gene Ontology annotation, biological process: dephosphorylation. Gene Ontology annotation, molecular function: phosphatase activity.
UCAUUUCAAAUUCAAUGACAAAGACGCAUCCAUAAAGUGCAGUGCAGUGUAGCAGUAGCAUAAUAUUUUUAGAUGUAGAAAAUAAGUGUCAUCUGCAUAUUUAUUUAAACCUUAGUUGUAUAUAUCGAGCACAUAAAAGGUUAUGCUAAGAUGUCGGCCAGGUUGCGUAACCUGAACCCGUACGAAUUGCAUAAGUAUUUAGUUAAUGUAUAUUGUUUAAAUAAGAAAGGCGCGACUGCGAGUCUGACACGAGACACGUCCAGAGAUCGCACAGACUUGGACGUGAUAAGAGAAAACCAUAAGUUUCUGUGGGAAGAUGACGACGUUGCCGAUACAUGGGAGAAGCAGCUCGCUAAAAAAUAUUACGAUAAACUCUUCAAAGAAUACUGUAUCUGCGAUCUAAGCCGGUAUAAAGAGAAUAAAGUAGCGCUGCGUUGGCGCGUUGAAAGGGAGGUGGUACUUGGCAAGGGUCAGUUCCAGUGCGGCAAUAAGCAGUGCCACAGCGACAAGGACCUCAAGUCUUGGGAGGUGAACUUCGCAUACCUCGAGGAUAAUGAAAAGAAAAAUGCCCUUGUUAAACUUCGUUUGUGUCCAGACUGUUCGGAAAAAUUAAACUACAAAUCGAAAAAGCGUGAAGUGAAAAGAUUGAAAAAGAGCCAGAAAAAGAGAAAAAAGAAAGGUAAAUCCAAUGAGUUGGAUGUGGUAAGCGGCAACGAAUGUGAAGAAAGUUUCGACGAUCCCUCAGAGCCUAGCACUUCGCAAGAGCCGGUGCAAACUGAAGAAAAGGACGAAUCCCUUUGGAAAAAAGGGGUCCAGGAAGUUGAAGAAAAAACUCGCGAAGAAGAAUUCGAAGAAUACUUGGAAGAUUUACUUUUAUAAACGCCUGUAAAAAUAUAUACAGCAAUCAUUUUCUCUGAGCGAAACAGAUACGAAAUAUUUUAAAAGGCGUUAACAAUAUUAAAAUAAUUUA